CCGGGGCUACGGGCUGGGUCUGAACGGUUUCACAGGGCCGCGGCUCGAGCACGGGGAUGUUUGGUGGGCUCUUGCCGGUGGCUGCCCCUGAGCCCCUCGGCUCUCCUAACUCUGUCCCGACUGGGCACGACCCCGCUGAGCUCCCCCGACACCGCUUGUCGCCCACUCGGCCGGGACGCGGCCUUCCCUGACGGCUGCCCUCACUCAAGAUGGCGGCUGGCGCCGGAAGCGGAAACAGGGUUGUGGGCGCGGCCGCACGUGGUGCCGGGUCCAGCAUGGCGCGGAGCGGGAGGCUGCGCUCGGGAGCCGCGGCCAAGCUGAAGCGCUGGCGGAAAGGCCACAGCAGCGACUCCAACCCCGAGACUCGCCAGCAUCGUCUGGCUGCCCGCAGCCGCUUCUGCAGCCGGCCGGCGGAGAAAAGUAACCUGACGGUGGAUGCAGUGAAGCUGCACAAUGAGCUGCAGUCGGGGUCCCUGCGUCUGGAGCGGGCGGGUGACAGCGCCCAGCGUAUGGAGGAGGGCAGUGCUGAGGAGGCUGCCACAGAGAAAUCCUCCGGCACCUUCCUGAGCGGGCUGAGCGACUGCACCAACGUCACCUUCAGCAAGGUGCAGCGCUUCUGGGAAUCCAACUCUGCUGCUCACAAAGAGAUCUGUGCCGUGCUGGCGGCUGUGACAGAGGUGAUCCGCUCCCGGGGCGGCAAGGAGAGCGAGACAGAAUACUUUGCUGCUCUGAUGACCACGCUGGAGGCAGUGGAGUCCCCCGAGUCACUGUCUGCUGUAGCCUACCUGCUUAACCUUGUCCUAAAGAGGGUCCCGAGCCCUGUUCUUAUUAAAAAGUUCUCAGAUGCCUCAAAAGCCUUCAUGAGUAUCGUGUCCUCGCAGGCCUGCAGCAGCUCCACCUCUGCCCUGCGAUGGGUGCUCUCUUGCCUGGCCACACUGCUACGGAAGCAAGACUUGGCAGCCUGGAGCUACCCUGUCACCCUGCAGGUCUAUCAUGGCUUGUUGAGCUUUUGUGUUCACACCAAGCCCAAGGUGCGGAAAGCAGCGCAGCAUGGCGUGUGCUCUGUCCUGAGGGGCAGCGAGUUCAUGUUUGGUGAUGCAGCCCCUGAGCAUCACCCUGCAGCACCUUCCACUGCCAAGUUCUGUGUGCAGGAGAUUGAAAAAGCUGGAGGUGCCAAGGAGGCCACCACCACCCUGCAUGUCCUUGCCCUGCUGCGGGACGUGCUGCCCUGCUUCCCUGCAGCUGUGGUGAAGACCUGCUGUGAGACCUUGCUCCGAGUCAUGACCCUUAGCCAUGUGCUGGUGACAGCAUGUGCCAUGCAAGCUUUCCACAGCCUCUUCAGCGCCCAGGCCAGUGUGGCCUGCCUGCCAGCUGAGCUCAAUGCCCAGAUCAUCACUGCUCUCUACGACUACGUGCCCAGUACGAGUGACCUGCAGCCACUGCUGACCUGGCUGUCCACCAUGGAGAGGGCUCACAUCAACCUGGGCAGGCUGCAGAAGGACCUGUGCUGGGCUCACCUGCCCCGGCUCUUCUCUGCUGCCAUGAACUGCUUCCUCUCCCCACACUCCCAGGUGGUGUCAGCAGCAGCACAGACCCUGGAGACCAUCCUGAGUGAGUGUAUUGCUCCCCACAUGGAGGAUGUGGGCACUGUGUCUGCAUCUGCCCCAGCCCCUGCUGCCUACCUGUGCAAGAUGUUCAGAUCAGUGGAGGAAGGGCUGACAUACCGUUUCCAUGCAGCCUGGGAUGAAGUUCUACGAGUGUUGGAGGUCUUCUUUGAGACAUGUGGGAAGCAGUGCCAUCCCAUCAUGAGGAAGUGUCUCCAGUCCCUGUGUGACCUGCGUCUCUCCCCACACUUCCCCUACACUGCUGAAGUGGACCAGGCAGUGGGGGCUGCUGUGAGCACCAUGGGUCCUGAGGUGCUCCUGGAAGCUGUGCCCCUGGAGAUCAAUGGCAAGGAGGAGACGCUGGAUUUCCCCCGCAGCUGGCUCCUGCCGGUGCUGCGGGACAACGUGCAGGGAGCACGCCUUGGCUUCUUCACCAGCUACUUCCUGCCUUUGGCAGCCACCCUGAAAAGCAGAGCCCUGGAGUUUACCCAGGCUGGGAAGAGUGUGGAGGCCAAGAUCUACGACACGCUGCAGUGGCAGGUCUGGACUCUGCUUCCUGGCUUCUGCACGCAUCCCACAGAUGUGCUGGGGGCCUUCAAGGGGCUGGCCCGCACCCUGGGCAUGGCCAUCAGUGAGCGCCCCGAUCUCCGCCCCACGGUGUGCCAGGCCUUGCGCACCCUCAUCCACAAAGGCUGCCAGACAGAUGCGGAGCGGGCAGAAGUGGGUCGCUUUGCCAAAAAUUUCCUGCCCAUCCUGUUCAAUGUGUACAGCCAAGCCGAGGAGGAUGGGGGCACAAGUGCUCAGCGCCGCUCUGUGCUGGACACUGUCCGUGCUUACCUGACCAUCACUGAUCCUCAGAUGGUGUGUGGAUUCCUGGAGAAAGCCAGUGCAAAGCUGACCAGUCCCGAGAGCUCCGAGUUUGCCAGACUCUCCAUCCUGGACCUGGUAGUGGCAAUGGCACCCUAUGCUGAUGAGCAGUCCCUGGACUCCUUGUACCGUACCAUCCAGCCUUCCCUCCAGAGCAAAGAGCGCAGCAUGCAGAAGAAGGCGUACCGUGUGCUGGAGGAGGUGUGUGCUGCUCCCCACGCUCCCUGCCAGGCCUUCGUCCACUCCCACCUCCAGGAGCUGCAGGCAGCGCUGCUGGACUCGCUCAAGAGCGCAGCAUCCCCGGCUAAGAGGCCACGGCUGAAGUGCCUGUUCCACAUUGUGAAGCAGCUAUCUGCAGAGCACGAGCCUUUUGUCACUGCCCUGGUCCCAGAGGUCAUCCUGUGCACCAAGGAGGUGUCAGUGGGGGCCCGCAAGAACGCCUUCAUGCUGCUCGUGGAGAUGGGCCAUGCUUUCAUCCGCUUUGGGCCCACCCCUGAAGAGGCCAUGCAGCGCUUCCUGCUCCUCAUCUACGUGGGGCUCACUGGCUCAGUCACCGUGAUCAGCUGCACCGUGCUGGCACUGACCCGCCUGUUCUUCGAGUUCAAAGAUCACCUGGAGUUCAGUGUGGUGGAGCAGCUCCUGCAGAACAUCUGCCUGUUGCUGGCCUCCCGCACACGGGAUGUGGUCAAGGCAGCCCUGGGAUUCCUGAAGGUCACACUGCUGCUGGUGGACACCAAGCUCCUGGCCAAGCAUGUCCAGACAAUGCUGGAGGCUGUGGGGAACCUCUCAGAUGACAUGAGGCGCCACUUCCGUAUGAAGCUGCGAAACCUCUUCAUCAAGUUCAUCCGCAAGUUUGGCUUUGAGCUGGUCAAGGGGCUGCUGCCAGCUGAGUACCAUAAGGUGCUGGUGAACAUCCGCAAGGCGGAGUCCCGGAGCCGCAAGCAGCGUGCCCUGAAGAAGGCAGCUGCAGAUAUGGACGAGGAGGAGGCACCAGCACCACAGCCCAGAGGAGACAGUAUGGAGGAGAUCCUGGCUGACUCAGAGGACGAGGAGGAGGAAGAGGAGGAACGGCAUCGGAGCAAGGAGUGGAGGAAGCAAGCACGGCAGAAGGGCCAGGCAUGGCUCAAGGAAGGGGAAGAUGAUGAGCCCCUCAACUUCCUGGACCCUAAUGUGUCCCAGCGGGUGCUGGCCACCAAGCCAGGCCCCAAGCGGUCUAGAGGAGUGAGCCAUGACUUCCAGAUGUCUGAGGAUGGACGCCUGAUCAUCCAUGAAGAGGAAGAGGAGCUGGAUGAUGAUGAAGGCAAAGGAGCAGAUGAGGAGAUGGCAGAUGUGCUGCAGGAUGUGGGGCUCCGCAGUAAAAGUCAGAAGCGUCGGUUCAGAGAGGAGCCAGACGACGAGGAAGCUGAGGGUGGAGCCUCUUCUCAGUAUAGAGCUGGAGGCUCUGGGAUCCAUCGGCCGCUGAACAAGGUGCCAGCCUUUGGUGCAGAGUAUAGAUCCAAGAAAGGUAAAGGUGAUGUGAAGAAGAAGGGCCAGCUCGACCCCUAUGCCUACAUCCCCCUGAACAGAGCUAAACUCAACAGAAGGAAGCGGGCAAAAAUGCAGGGCCAGUUCAAGGGCCUGAUGAAGGGAGCCCAGCGCGGGGCCAAGGCCGGCCGCAGGAACCGUCUGAAGUCCCAGCGCUCCUGAGGACACUCCAGUGUUCCACCUGCCCAAGGACACAGCAUCCUGUUAGUGGAACAGCUGGGAGUCCUCUUGAAGGUGACCUGCAUUUGUCUGAGACUCCCUGGGAAGCUGCUUGGAUGUAUUAUGGACUAAUGGCCCUUCUGUGCCUGGUACAGGCAUGGGUGUGCAUGCGUGAGAGCAAGGAAUAUGUAAAUUCUCUAUAUUGAUAAAUAUCCUCUGUUCUUACCCAGCCCAGAUUCCUCGUCCCUCUCCUUCCCUUCAGAUCUUGCAUAACUGUGCUGUGCCUUCUGUCCAUGUGCAGCGGGUCCUGCUGCCCCUGCAGGGCUGCAUCCUGCAGGGAUCACAGCAGCAUCAGCCUGGGCCUGGGGCCAGAGCUCUCCCUCCCACACUGGGCUUGCCUGGAGGCUGCCAGGAGCAGCACUGUGGCACAGAGCAGUAGGGCUGAGAUGUGGAGCUGGCCAUAGAACAAAGCCAGAGAGGCUGAAGUCCCUACAACCAGCUUGCUUUACCAAAUUCCUUGGCAGGCUCUUCUGCCCAAAACCCUGGCCAGUGGUUCUGUGCCAUGUGGAAAGUGACUGCCAUUUGACCACUGGACACUUCUCCCAUAUCAGCCGUGCUUGAUGGCAGGGCAGGAACAGUUUACUGCAAAUUUCUCCAGACUGGCUGGAAAACUACUACAGCAAAUCUCUGUGCCUUGCCAUUUCUCUUACCUUUGAGAGCUGAGAGAAGCCCUUUGCUGUGGCCACUUCCUGCCAGACCUGAGCAGCAUGAGUAAUCCUGAACCUUUUUAGCUGCUCAGCCCUGUCACAUUGGCCUGAGCAUCAGGUUUUGCCCAGCUACUUCUAUGCUGAGUGCAAAAGAAGGUGUUUGGCCAAAGUGUGCUGCAGAGAGCAGGGCUGAGGGUAGUGGAUACAGGUCCCAUUGCUCACGCUGCUAAGAACAUGUGUUGGUGAAUGUAGCUGGCUUUCCCUUCCUCUUUCAUAUUAAAAAGCCUU
Molecule: messenger RNA, 5149 nt
Organism: Camarhynchus parvulus
Lineage: Eukaryota; Metazoa; Chordata; Aves; Passeriformes; Thraupidae
Gene: RRP12
Product: ribosomal RNA processing 12 homolog
Exons: 34
Coding region: 210-4157 (1315 amino acids)
Source: RefSeq, a predicted model, not a curated record